Messenger RNA from Vitis riparia (riverbank grape), 1825 nucleotides. Its product is annotated as transmembrane protein 87B-like. The transcript is spliced from 5 exons. The record is from RefSeq and is a predicted model, not a curated record. Gene Ontology annotation, cellular component: membrane; Golgi apparatus. Gene Ontology annotation, biological process: transport. NCBI's taxonomy places the organism in Eukaryota, Viridiplantae, Streptophyta, Magnoliopsida, Vitales, Vitaceae. Bases 37 to 1602 code for a protein of 521 amino acids.
UCAUUUCCCUUACCCUUUUCCUCUGAGAAAGAGGAGAUGCAACAGAGAAGAAGAUUUAGUGAGAAAUGGUUGCUAGGGUUUUGUUUGGGGUUUGUGCUUGCAUUCAACUCCAUCAUACACGCAGGUGCUUCAAUUCAUGAGUACAGAAACGAGCCUUUUACUACUCAGUCCGAUUCCUUCUUCUUCCAUGGAGGAAGUGAGGGUCUUUACGCUUCUCAACCCAAGUCCAAAGACAAAACCAACAAGGGGAAGUCCUUUAUUAGGUUUGAUUCUGUCACCUUUGUGAGGACAAAAGAGUCAACUAACAAGGUGAAUGAAAUGCAGCAGAAUACUGGAUUGGUGGAAGCCAUAAUACUUGAGAUAAAGGACAGCAAGAAGAUUGGAGCUUCCCUUAACAAACAUGAUGCCAUAUGUUGCACCCCAAUUCUUUCCAAGGAUAUAUCCUGCAAGGUCGGAGAGGUUAUUAUCCAAAACAACCCAGACAACCCUGGGUGGCCAAAACGCAUUAAAACCUUCUUUGAAGGAAAAAAUGAAGUGGUCAAUAUGUCUCCUCUAUCUGUUGAUAUAAAUAGUACCGGAAUGUACUAUCUUUAUUUUAUGAUUUGUGAUCCACAACUUAAGGGCACAAUUAUUAAAGGAAGAACUAUAUGGAGGAACCCAGAAGGUUAUUUACCUGGAAAGAUGGCUCCUUUAAUGACUUUCUUUGGCUUCAUGUCAUUAGCUUACCUUGCUCUUGGCCUAGUCUGGUUUCUAAGGUUUGUCAAGUUCUGGAAAGAUAUUAUACAGUUGCACUACCAUAUCUCUGCAGUAAUUGCUCUUGGGAUGUGUGAAGUGGCUCUCUGGUAUUUUGAAUAUGCGAAUUUUAAUUCUACUGGAAGCAGACCAGUGGGUGUUACAUUGUGGGCAGUAAGCUUUACCGCUGUUAAGAAAACUGUGUCUCGCCUUCUCCUUUUGGUUGUUUCAAUGGGCUAUGGCGUGGUGAGACCAACACUUGGUGGUAUAACCUCAAAAGUUCUUCUUCUUGGUUUGAUAUAUUUUGUUGCUUCAGAGGCACUUGGACUCGUUGAACAUUUGAGGAGCAUAAAUGACUUUUCUGAUAAAACAAAGUUAAUUUUAGUGCUUCCAGUCACUUUCUUGGAUGCCUGCUUUAUUCUUUGGAUUUUCUCCUCAUUAUCUAUAACUUUAGAGAAACUUCAGAUGCGGAGAAGCAUGGCUAAACUUGAGCUCUAUCGAAAGUUUACUAAUUCACUUGCAGUUUCUGUGGUGCUCUCUAUUGCAUGGAUAGGUUAUGAGCUAUACUUCAAUGCAAGUGACCCAUCAAGUGAGCCUUGGGAAAUUGCCUGGAUUAUUCCAGCUUUCUGGAAUCUGCUUUCAUUUGCGCUCUUGAUUGUCAUAUGUAUUCUUUGGGCUCCUACUCGCAACCCAACUAGAUAUGCAUACUCUGAGGAGACAGGAUCAGACUUCGACGAGGAGGGUGUUUCACUGACAAGCAGCGUGGCAAACAUACCAGACAUGGUGGAAAGAAAGGAAAGGAUGGCAUCAACUGCAACAGAUCAUGUACUCGGGCUUGGAGAUGAUCUUGAGGAGGAUAAGCAAGAGUAAAUGAUUAAUCCGUCUCUUGUGACAGGAAUUCCCAAUACACAAAGCUUGGUUGCUUAUCUAAGGAUUUGCCUGUAGUUUCUCUUAUACAAAUUAAUAUACAUGUAUAGGGCUCCUGCUAAAGCCAUGUAACGCUCAAAUGAAAGUAUGACUGUAACAUUAGUAAGAUUUAUAAUGUUGUUAUAUAGGUCCUAGUUUCUUCCAAUCUACCUUCACUUCUCACAAA